ACAUGUAUUAUCAUAAGGAAACGUAGGGAAGUACAAUACAUUUGUUUCUGAUAAACCUCGCUGUUAAACGUUUGAUAACCAAUGUUUACUAUAUUGUGACAUCUAGUGUUAAUCUUUGCUAUACUCAUACACUAACUAAAUCUUUUUCGCCGAGGAAACAUUUAUCACGUUUCCAGGAUCGAUUAUGACACGGUUUCACGUGUAUUUGGGCGUGAUGUGUGCAGUUGUUAUAGCAACACUGAUCAACCACGCCCAAGGUGAGGCCACGCCCAACAUCGUGUUCAUCUUAACGGAUGACCAAGAUCUGGAGCUGGGAGGCACGAUUCCCAUAAAGAAAACUCGGGAUUUAAUUGGCAGCCAAGGAAAAGUGUUCGAACAGUUUUACGUGAACACACCUCUCUGCUGCCCGAGUAGAUCCAGCAUCCUAACCGGAAAGCACGUGCACAAUAAUAUGGCGGUAAAUAAUUCUCUGGAGGGAAACUGCAGCAGUCCCGCGUGGCAACAGACACAGGAAGUGAGGGCCUUCCCGACCUACCUUCACAGAAAAGGGUACACUACAUUCUUCGCUGGAAAAUACCUCAAUCGUUACGGUAACAAAAAGGCGGGUGGUGUUCAGCACGUGCCCCCGGGAUGGACACACUGGAACGGACUGGUGGGCAACUCUAAAUACUACAACUAUACACUUUCUGUGGACGGCGUGGAAGAGAAACAUGGCGACAACUACGACGAGGAUUAUUUUACUGACGUCAUCAACAGAAAGGCAACGACGUUCUUAAACUCGGCCCCGCCCACUCCGUUCUUCAUGAUGUUGGCCACGCCUUCUGCCCACGCCCCCUUUACUCCUGCUCCACAGUACCGGGACCGGUUUAGCCAAGUCAAGGCCCCAAGGGACGGUUCCUUCAACAUGCACGGCUCGGACAAACAUUGGUUGAUACGACAGGCUAUAACACCUAUGAUGAACGAAUCUGUCCAGUACUUAGACAGUAUAUACAGAGACAGGUGGCGUACAUUACUUUCUGUGGAUGAUAUGGUGGAGAACCUGGUGGACCAGCUGACUAAAAAAGGCCUCAUAGACAACACUUACAUCUUCUUCUCCUCUGAUAACGGUUACCAUGUCGAUAACGGUAACCAUGUCGGCCAGUUCUCCCUGCCAUCAGAUAAGCGCCAGCUCUACCAGUUUGACAUCCACGUGCCUUUCAUGGUCCGGGGGCCGGGCAUAACCCCAGGAACGACCAGCCAGGACUUGGUGACCAGUAUUGACCUAGCACCGACAUUCUUAGAAAUUGCUAAAAUCCCGCCUCCGUCUGACAUGGAUGGCUUGUCCCUUCUCCCGCAACUGUCUGAUACACAGAUCAAUGCACAGGACCGGAAGUACCUUCUGAUUGAACACCAGGGAGAGCAUACUGCCACCAUACCCGGAUGUCCUCAAUACGAUGGUCAAAAUAUGGCGAACUGUUUGUCAGCGUGUGUUUGUGAGGACUCUCUGAACAACACCUACUCCUGUAUAGUGGGCGGGGAGGAGGGACAGUUCUACAAGUACUGUAGGCUGCAGGACGAUGAGAAUUUUGAAGAGUACUACGAUCUGCUUGUUGAUGUCAGUGAACUUAGAAAUCUCGCACCUGUAAUCAAAAACAACGUUUCUCUUUAUGAUCACGUGACCAGAACUUUGUCACACUUAGUUCAGUGCGCGGGACCCUCGUGUUCACGAAUCCCCGAAAAGGAGCGUCCUUGUGACGUCAAACAGACAUAUUUAAAUGUAUUUACUUAUAUAUUUGAAUUGAUACAGUCAAUGUUCAACUUAUAUUGAAACAUAAAUACAAAAAAAUGUGUUUUCUGAAGAUUGAUAACCCGAGUGGUAUAGUAUACAAAUGUGUAAAUAUAUCACUUAUGCUUCAUAUAUAUAUAGUCUAAA
This is a messenger RNA of Mizuhopecten yessoensis (Yesso scallop), 1912 nucleotides long. Its product is annotated as N-acetylglucosamine-6-sulfatase-like. Gene Ontology annotation, molecular function: glycosaminoglycan binding; N-acetylglucosamine-6-sulfatase activity. The record is from RefSeq and is a predicted model, not a curated record. Gene Ontology annotation, biological process: glycosaminoglycan metabolic process. Bases 185 to 1807 code for a protein of 540 amino acids. The transcript has 13 exons. Lineage: Eukaryota; Metazoa; Mollusca; Bivalvia; Pectinida; Pectinidae.